Pecten maximus is the source of this 1791-nucleotide messenger RNA. Its product is annotated as Golgi-associated plant pathogenesis-related protein 1-like. Gene Ontology annotation, cellular component: extracellular region. The transcript has 3 exons. Lineage: Eukaryota; Metazoa; Mollusca; Bivalvia; Pectinida; Pectinidae. The coding region runs from base 165 to 731 and encodes 188 amino acids. The record is from RefSeq and is a predicted model, not a curated record.
UAGGUUGUCACGGGUGACUGGUCAACAUAAAGUAUGUACUACAGCAUUGUUAUAACUUAAUCUUCAUUCUCCCGAGUCCGUUAUUCGGUAAGGUGUUACAAGUAAAUUCCCUAAUAUCAGGUUAGUAGUUAACGACAAAGUAAGCAGGAGUGUUUACAUCCAACAUGGGUUGUAGUUCGUCCCAGACAGAAUCCGGAGUCCGGACAGAACGGACUUCAGGGAACACUGGAAACUCUUCUGAAAAUAACAACAAACAGAAUGAAGAGGUGAAAAAAGAAAGUAGUGUUUCCGAGGAAGACAGAAAACAACAGAAAUUUCGAGAUGAAGUAUUAGCAUCCCACAACAAGUACCGGGCCAAACACGGAGCUGAACCCUUAGCCCAGGCCAAAGACCUGGACGAUAUCGCCCAAAAGUGGGCGGAACAUCUCGUCAAAAACAACAUAUUCGAACACAGCGAUACAAAACACGGGGAAAACCUGUGGGGAGGAGGGGCGAACGCUACAGGUAAAGAGGUGACAGAGGCUCAUUAUAGUGAAAUCAAACAUUACAACUUCGCAACAGGUGGAUUCAGCAUGGAAACAGGUCACUUUACACAGGUGGUAUGGAAGGGCAGUAAGGAGCUUGGUACCGGAUACGCACGUAACAAUACCGGUAUGUCUGUCGUCUGCUGUAACUAUCGCCCGGCCGGAAAUGUACAAGGCUACUUCGGAACAAAUGUUUCGCCACCGUAGACACGGAUUUUAUUUACAAGGGGAUGCCAUGAUGUACAUAAAAAAAAUUAUAUACAGUACCGAAACUAUGUCAAAACACAGUGUACCUAAUUCACGAUUAAACAUGCUAUUUCUGGUGAUUACACAGCCGUAACAUACAACUUCCGGUUUUCACAAACAAGUAUAUAACACUUCCAGUUUCUCAAACAUAGUGCUUCCGGUAACAACACACUUAAACAUUACGUCAGUGGUUGUAGUGUGUGUUCACACUGUAGCCAUUGGAAUCCAAGGCAAUGCUGUGAUAGAAUAUCGAUUGUAUAUUAUAUGCCAUGUCUUUUUCAUGCCAAUUUGUACAUUGCCUGCGUACCCGGAUGUUAUAAAGCAGGCGAAACUCAAUGAAAUAAAUGACACACUUUGCCCUAUGUAAAUCGAUGAAUAAUGAUUUUCGUUGUAAUUUAUGUCAAUGAUUUUGUAUUCUUUAUAAGCUGUGAUGCUGUCCUGUUGUAAAAUACUGUUAGACUGUGUACAUCGACGCUAUUCCAAUUUAAUUUCUACUAUUUCGUAGUCAUUCAUUUCCUUCUUUUCCUGCAUAGUAUCGGUAUGCAUUGAACAUUAUAAGUCGUCGAUUCCAGACAAGGAGAAGACGGACUCGGUUUUUGGAUAACGCUAUCAUAACUAUCAUAUAUACCAGUGUAUGGUUUAGCUGUGUGUGAAAACCAACUUCCGGGACGAAUUGACGGAUGUACGUACGAGUUGUCUUUCUUCCAUAGUUCGGCGUACUACAUUACUACAUAUCUCUGGAACAAGCGGGACUACCAUUGAGGGAAUUUUAGAAGAACACAUCUUUAGAAAUAAUAUAUGCAUUCCUCUGAAUCCAUCCAAUUAAUCACAUUUCUGGUAAUUAAAUAUACAAUGACCAUCCUAAAAGCGUCAGAGGAAACAUAUUGAAAGUUAAAAUCAAACUCUAAGAUCGAUUCAUGAUUUAAAAAGAGAAUCUUAAAGUAAUAUUAAUGUAUUCUGCAACUUUUUACAACACAACUUAAAAGUCACUAGAUCUGUAUUAAAGUUUAUAUGGAUAUGA